AUGUACGCCGUCUCGUCAACUGCGCGCGCCGCGCGGCAGCAGCUGCGGACAAGGGCCACUCAGGCCUGUCUGUCAUCCAGCUGCAGUGUUCCCUCCGUGCCGCUGUCGGUGCUUGACCCCGAGGGCAGUCCCACGAUUGACGAGACGUACGCAAAGAUGGAGAAGAACCUCCACACGGUGCGCCAGACCAUGAGCAACAAGCCGCUGACGCUCGCCGAGAAGAUCAUUUACGGCCACUUGGACGACGCGACCGUGAAGGCCACGCGCGGUGAGACGUACUUGAAGCUCCGCCCUGACCGCGUGGCCAUGCAAGACGCAACGGCGCAGAUGGCCGUGCUGCAGUUUAUCUCGUCGGGUCUGCCCAAGACAGCAGUGCCAACGACGAUCCACUGUGAUCACUUGAUCACGGCCGAAAAGGGCUCGGACACGGAUUUGAGCAAUGCCAAAAUCAUCAACAAGGAGGUCUAUGACUUUUUGUCGUCAGCUGGUGCCAAGUUCGGCAUGGGCUUUUGGAAACCUGGCAGUGGUAUCAUUCACCAGAUUGUCCUUGAGAACUACGCGUUCCCUGGCGGUCUGAUGAUUGGCACGGACUCGCACACCCCUAAUGCUGGUGGUCUGGGUAUGUGCGCUGUCGGCGUCGGCGGUGCCGACGCGGUCGAUGUGAUGGCUGGAAUGCCCUGGGAGCUCAAGGCGCCCAAGGUCAUUGGUGUAAAUCUCACUGGUAAGCUCUCGGGCUGGACGUCACCAAAGGACGUGAUCCUCAAGGUGGCUCACAUGCUGACUGUCAAGGGCGGAACCGGUGCCAUUGUAGAGUACUUCGGCCCUGGCGUAGAGUCCAUCUCAUGCACGGGUAUGGGCACGAUCUGUAACAUGGGUGCCGAGAUUGGUGCCACGUGCUCGACGUUCCCGUACACUGACCGUAUGGGCGACUAUCUACGCUCUACGAAACGUAGUGGCAUUGCUUCGGCUGCCGAGUCGUUCAAGUCCAAUCUCCGGGCUGAUGAGGGUGCUCACUACGACCAUAUUCUUGAGAUUAACCUCGACGAGCUGAAGCCAAUGGUGAAUGGUCCGUUCACGCCCGACCUUGGUCACGUUGCUGGUGCUGACAUGAAGGAGGCUAGUAAGAAGAACGACUGGCCCACGGAGCUGAGCGCUGGUCUGAUCGGGUCGUGCACGAACUCGAGCUACGAAGACAUGACACGUUGCGCUGACUUGACGAAGCAGGCGAAGGAGGCGGGACUGAAGUUCAAGAUACCAUACUACGUAACGCCUGGCUCGGAGCAAGUGCGCGCCACCAUUGCCCGCGACGGCAUCCUCGACACGUUCCUUGAAUCGGGUGCUACUGUCCUUGCCAACGCUUGUGGCCCCUGCAUCGGCCAGUGGAACCGUACUGACGUGGCUAUGGGUGAGAAGAACUCGAUAUUCACAUCGUACAACCGUAACUUUGCCAAGCGCGCGGAUGGCAACCCGGCGACGCACAGCUUUGUAACAUCUCCCGAGUUGGUGACAGUUAGCUCCAUUGCGGGUAUCACCACAUUUGACCCUGCAAACGACACGAUCAAGACCCCGGACGGCAAGGACUUUAAGUUUUCUGCUCCGUUUGGCAAGGAGCUCCCGCCGCUUGGCUUUGACCCCGGUGAGGAAACGUUCCUAGCUCCACCUGCUAGCGGUAAGGGUUUGACGGUGAACGUCGAUCCGAAGAGCGAGCGUCUGGCCCUGCUGUCUGCGUUCGAUGAGUGGAGUGGUGAGGACUUGGUGGAUAUGCCGGUGUUGAUCAAGGCAAAGGGCAAGUGCACCACCGACCACAUCAGCAUGGCCGGUCCGUGGCUGAAGUACCGUGGCCACCUGGACAAUAUUUCGAACAACAUGCUGAUCGGUGCUGUGAAUGCUGAGACCGGCGAGACGAACAAUGUAAAGAACCAGCUCACGGGCAAGUUUGACAAGGUGCCUGCCGUAGCCCGCCAGUAUAAGGCCAGUGGCUGCAGAUGGGUUGUGAUUGGUGACGAGAACUACGGUGAGGGUAGCUCGCGCGAGCACGCCGCUCUGGAACCACGUCACCUGGGUGGCUCUGCUGUGAUUGUGAAGUCGUUUGCGCGCAUUCACGAGACCAACCUGAAGAAGCAGGGUAUGCUGCCGCUGACGUUUGCGAACCCGGCGGACUAUGACAAGAUCACGGGCAACGACAAGGUGGCUAUCCUGGGCCUGAAGACUUUUUCGCCGGGCAAGCCGCUGACGCUGCGCGUGACCCCUGCCUCUGGUGAGGCUCCGUUUGACAUCACGGUCAACCACACGUUCAACGAGGAGCAGAUUGAGUGGUUUAAGCACGGCAGCGCGCUGAACGUGAUGAAGAAGAACAAUGCUUAA
Hyaloperonospora brassicae is the source of this 2364-nucleotide messenger RNA. The record is from the annotation of a GenBank genome assembly. NCBI's taxonomy places the organism in Eukaryota, Oomycota, Peronosporomycetes, Peronosporales, Peronosporaceae.